Molecule: messenger RNA, 909 nt
Organism: Desarmillaria tabescens
Lineage: Eukaryota; Fungi; Basidiomycota; Agaricomycetes; Agaricales; Physalacriaceae
Product: ribosomal RNA large subunit methyltransferase J
Exons: 2
Coding region: 1-909 (302 amino acids)
Biological process (GO): RNA methylation
Cellular component (GO): mitochondrion
Molecular function (GO): rRNA (uridine-2'-O-ribose)-methyltransferase activity
Source: RefSeq, a predicted model, not a curated record
AUGUCCUUCCAUCCGACCCUCGCCGCCCUCUCCAAAAAAUCAUCUACACAAUGGAUAGCUCGACAGCGUCGUGACCACUACGUCAAACAACGAGCAUCCUCGGCGUACAAGUCCCGUUCUGCAUUCAAACUCCUCGAACUCGACAGCCAGCUUAGUUUCCUCGACCACGAUGAUGUGAACGUCGUCGUCGACCUAGGUGCGGCACCUGGAGGGUGGAGCCAAGUCGUAUCACAGCGUUUGGGGUACGGAUCCGAGGAGGACAGCGAGCCAUUACCGUCCACCCUUCCCCGGGUACGCUCCAAACGAAGACCUGCCGAGUCGUCGCGUCCUGGUAGCGACUACGACCCCCUCAAUAUCGACAGAAUGGAAGAGGAGAUUGCUCGUAGUGAAAGCAAAGGUCGUGGGACCGUCGUUGCUGUUGACCUCCUUCCAAUGAACCCGAUCCCUGGUGUUCGGUCUCUCCAGAAAGAUUUUCUCGAUCCUAAAACAGACGCGGCGAUUACGGACCUGUUGCAUUCAUCCAUACCUGGGCUCAGACAACGGAAGAUGGGUAAAGCAUUGGUGGACGUUGUGCUCUCCGAUAUGGCCCCGAAUAUCUCUGGGAAUGCUUUGCAUGAUUCGGAGGAAUCGUAUCGACUUUGUCUGGCGGUGCAAGCGUUUGCGGCGCGUCAUUUGCGGACUGAGGAGCAGAUUGGUAGACGGUACGGAGGCGUGUUGGUGCUGAAGCAUUUUUCUUUCGAUGCUAUGAAUGCGUUCCGGAAAGAGAAAUUGGAACCCCAUUUCAGCAAUGUACAAUAUAUCAAGCCCCCGGCGAGUAGGUCAGAGUCGUCUGAAAGCUACUUUGUCUGUCGCGGUUGGAACCCAGUCAGGGAAGUUCCUAUGUACGGGAUACUUCCUGAGAGACAUUAG